Girardinichthys multiradiatus is the source of this 12878-nucleotide messenger RNA. RefSeq names its product potassium voltage-gated channel, shaker-related subfamily, member 4 (gene kcna4). The coding region runs from base 1604 to 3688 and encodes 694 amino acids. The transcript is spliced from 3 exons. Gene Ontology annotation, cellular component: voltage-gated potassium channel complex; membrane. NCBI's taxonomy places the organism in Eukaryota, Metazoa, Chordata, Actinopteri, Cyprinodontiformes, Goodeidae. Gene Ontology annotation, molecular function: potassium ion binding; delayed rectifier potassium channel activity; protein binding. Gene Ontology annotation, biological process: potassium ion transmembrane transport; protein homooligomerization. The record is from RefSeq and is a predicted model, not a curated record.
AGCGCUUGUCUCUUGACUUCAUUUGCACUACAACUCCUUAUUAAUGGUUUGCAAGUGUUUGCAGUUUUAUUAUUGGCCGUUUUAUUUGUUGUUUUAGUCAUGUACAUGGGGAGUCAUUUUAAAGUGCCCCUUCAAAUACUUGCAAUCAGACCAAUUGUGCAUAUAGCUACCUCAGUGCAGGGUCAAAUCAGAUACUGGAUACACAGGCCCCUUAUAUUGACUAAAAUGACAAAAACAAACCGGUGCCUGAAAGAUUAAUGUGCGUUUUUAUUAAGAAGUGCAUAUCACACUCUACAAUCACCCAUAUCUGGCAGGGAUAAACGCAAGGUAACGCAGAACUUUUUACAAAGAAGACACGGAUGACGACCUGACCAAGGACAGAGCAGGCUCUGUGAGACUGCAGCACGGUGCGCAGUGACCGGUUGCAUCCACUGGGGGAGGACCGAGCACCGCCUGCAUGCGCUGCGGUACAUAGACGACUUUCUCACUAAGACUCUCCAUCAUCACAAACAAUAGGAGGGAUACAGGAGUAUAGGUAGGGCUACAGCGGCAGACAGACAGACAGACAGACAGAUGUGUGAUGCUCAGACUCAACAAUGGGGUCAUUUACCCUCGCCUGUGCCAAUGUAAACUUUUACCUACCAUCUUUUCUUUGCGCCUAGGUCGAGUGGAACUGUCUUUGAUGCCAACUCGCUGCUGGCACACCUGGUUUUGCCUUCUCUUUUUUCUUGUCAUGAUUGUUACCAGGAGCGAUGCAGCACAAGCGGGGGGCUGAAGUGCCAGUAGAUCCUGUUGAAUUGAAACAAGGCGUCGAGACGCAGCCAAAAAAAGUGUCCUCCUCAGAGUGCGUCAGAGCACGGGUGUAUAUGCUGGAUGUAGAUGGGGACAUGGUCGCCCGCUGGAUCCGACCAGGGAUUUGUGACAUUACACCCCAAAAUCAAGACGCGGAUUUGAGCACAGGCGGAGAGCUGCAUCCUCACCCAGCAUUCCUCCUUCUCCUCUUCCAUCAGAUUUGUUUGUAGAGGGGGACAGAGGCGAUUUAUUUUGGCCCCUUUUCAAAUCUGCUGAGCGCAUCGGGGGAACAAAGUCAUUCAGAUUCACCGGAGCUCCAAAAUAUAAGAGCGAAGAUCUAUUCAAAAAUCUCAUCUCAUAAAAUGGCAACCACGGAGGCUCAAAAGACGCUUUUUGGAGCUAAGAAAUGAACCACCUGAUGGGCACCAGAGACACCGAGGAGACACUGUUUGGGUGUCGCAUGUUGAUUCGAUGAUUUAUCACGCUGAGCAUAAAAAGGGCGCUGCAAGUUUGACAGAGCGGCUGCGUAACAGCCUAUGCCACCGGCCCUGGUGUUUUUUGUUAUGGUAAUGAUGUCAUAAAAUAUACAUUGAGCGCAACAAGAUAUGCUCAUCAGUUGUUUUUUGGGAUUUCUUUUUUAUCCAGUCAGCAUGGACCUUACUGAUGUGUAUUUUUCAAUCUGACUUUCUAAACGGUUGAUGCCUCAUUCUCCGAGUGUCUGCGCGACAACGCUGCAACUUUUAUCCUCUGGUCUGCAUCCUCCUUGAGGAGGCUACUGUAGCCUUCACGGACCGAACCUCGGCUUUGAAAAAUGGAGUUUGCCAUGGUGGGCGCGGACGGCGGGUGCAACAGCCACCUGCCCUACGGAUAUGCCCAAGCCCGCGCACGGGAGAGGGAGCGCGAAAGGGAGCGCCAGGCUGCCCAGUCGAGAGCGGCGGCGGCUGCAGCAGUUGACGGUGACUCCGGUGCCGAGGGAGGCGCAGGGGGGCCCACCUCCGCCGCCUCCUCGGGCACUCAUCUCCUUAACAACCGCCAGCAUCAGUCUCGCGCCGCCACCUCCUCCUCCUCCUCCGCCAACAUCAGCAGCGGCGGCGCCGCCUCGCGCCCCUCCUCCUCCUCCUCCACCUCCUCCACCUCCUCGCAGCAGGAGCCCGAGCAGCAGCAGCAGCAGCAGCAGCAGCAGAGAGUUCUCAGAGAGCGGAAAAAGCAGCGCGGCGUCGGUCGGCGGUGGCGCAACCGGAGCACUCUCGGAGGGGACCUGCGCCACUCGGAGCUGGCGCUGCUCGGAUCCGAGGAGGACAUCAUGAUAGAGGAGGAAGAGGCCGAGGGAGCGGAAGAAGAGGAGGAGGAGGAGGAGGUGGCGGAGGGGGGAGAGGCGGCGGAAGGCGGACGGGGGAGCAAGAGGUCGAGCUUUCUGUGCAACAUGGAUGAUGAGGAGGAGACCGUGUCUAUUACCGACCGGCGGCCCCAGUCCGGCUACGAGAACGUCUACAGCGAGUGCGGCUGCUGCGAGAGGGUCGUCAUCAACGUGUCCGGCCUGAAGUUUGAAACCCAGCUCAAGACUCUCACUCAGUUCCCGGACACCCUCCUGGGAGACCCCGACAAGCGAAUCAGGUACUUCGACCCCCUGAGGAACGAGUACUUCUUCGACAGGAACCGGCCGAGCUUCGACGCCAUCCUGUACUACUACCAGUCAGGUGGCCGGUUAAAAAGACCUGUCAACGUCCCGUUUGACAUCUUCUCCGAGGAGGUGAAGUUUUAUGAACUUGGCGAGGAGGCGAUUCUGAAGUUUCGGGAGGAUGAGGGAUUUGUGAAAGAGGAGGAGAAGCCCCUGCCGGAGGACGAGUUCAAGCGCCAGAUCUGGCUGCUCUUCGAGUACCCGGAGAGCUCCAGCCCCGCCAGGGGGAUCGCGGUGGUGUCCGUCCUGGUUAUUGUCAUUUCUAUUGUCAUUUUCUGCCUGGAGACGUUGCCCGAGUUCAGGGAUGAAAAAGAGUAUCUGCAGCCACGACAGAACUCCUCUGAGCCCGACCACGGAUUUACACCUUUCAACGACCCGUUUUUCAUCGUGGAGACGGUCUGCAUCAUCUGGUUCUCCUUCGAGAUUAUAGUCCGCUUCUUCGCGAGUCCCAGCAAAACCGCUUUCUUUAAAAACAUCAUGAACUCCAUAGACAUAGUGUCCAUUUUGCCUUACUUCAUAACCCUCGGCACAGACCUGGCGCAGCACCAGGGCAACGGGCAGCAGGCGAUGAGUUUCGCAAUCCUGAGAAUAAUCCGCCUGGUCAGGGUGUUCCGCAUCUUCAAGCUGUCCAGGCACUCCAAGGGGCUGCAGAUCCUGGGGCAUACCCUGCGCGCCAGCAUGCGGGAGCUGGCGCUCCUCAUCUUCUUCCUGGUCAUAGGCGUCAUCCUGUUCUCCAGCGCGGUGUACUUCGCCGAGGCGGACGAGCCCACCUCGCAGUUCACGAGCAUUCCCGACGCUUUCUGGUGGGCCGUGGUUACCAUGACCACGGUGGGCUACGGCGACAUGAAGCCAAUCACUGUCGGUGGGAAGAUAGUGGGCUCCCUCUGCGCGAUCGCGGGCGUGCUGACCAUCGCGCUCCCAGUGCCCGUCAUAGUUUCCAACUUUAACUACUUUUACCACCGGGAGACGGACAACGAGGACCAGUCGCCUGUGGUUGAGAGCAUGCCGCCAAGCUGCCCGUAUUUCCCAGACUUUCUUAGGAAGUUCAAAGGCUCACCAUCUGGCUCCUCGCUGGGUGACAAAGGGGAGUACAUGGAGAUGGAGGAGGGGGUGACGGAGUCGCUGUGCGGGUUGGACAAGAGCCCCAGUAAAGGAAAUGGCACAGACAUAAGCAGAAAAAACAGUACUAUCUCGAAAUCAAUUCAGACUGACGUGUGACUAAAAUUUUUAUUUUAUUGUUGUUUUUUUUAAUAGAUAAACAUCCGAUUAAAGAGACACUUUCUGUCCAACAGCAGCUGAAUCCAACCCCUCCCCCCCCCAGCCCCAUAUGUUUCACGCACGCCUCAGAGCCCUCUCUCUCUCACACACACACACACACACACACACACACACAUUCACACUCAUAGGGCAUCAGUUGGCACCUUAAGAGCAUCCAUGCCCAAACAUUUGCCUGAUAGACAAAGAUAUAUCCGUUUAUCCAGUGUGGGCUUCCAAAUCUGAUAUGGAAUCUGAAUUAGACAACAGGCUAUGCAUUCGCACUUUAUGACUUUCAUCUGUCACAUCAUAGGGGUAGGGACAGUCGUUUUUGCUGUUAUGCAAUAAAGUUUAAAUUUGUUUGCACUAUAACGUAGAAUUUGUGCUGGGUUAGAGACAGUAACUGUAGGCCAUACAUGUGGCAACACUAGUUCACCUGGAUACAGAAUGUAUGAGUUGAGAAGAUGGGAAACUACUUCACACAGACUACCAGAAAGAAAGAAAAACUGAGCUCCAAUAUAUAAAAAGCCUAAGAAAGAAGACUUUUAUCACUGUUCAUUUAAAAUACUCAGACAAAAAUGAUCUACACAUUGAUGAGAUAUGUCAUAAAGCAGGCAUUAAAUGAACCAGGGCUAUAAUUAAAUAAGCUUUUACAUAAGAGGCCAAAAAUGAAAAUAAGACCCAUCAUGAGAGCUAAGCACAGGAGUCAUCAUUGUUUUAGAUAGCUGGAGAAGUCACUCAGCCCAGGUUUUCUAGAGACCCUCCUAAAGCAGCGGCUGCAACAAUUUUUCAUUAAAAGCACCUCAAAAUGACAAUAUCCCUUUACAACGAUGAAGAUGGAAAGUUACAGCAUAAAAGACUAUGAUGUGGGGACUCUUUAAAAGGAGAGAAUAUGAGCAAUUUUCCCUCCUUUCUGCUGGACCCAGUGCACAAAAAUAUAUACCUAUAUUUUUUUGCUCAAGAGGACUUUGAUUAUCUCAGAGCACAUAAGAUAACCGGGAUGUGGAAGUCUUCCAAGCGCUGCCAACUACAGAGAAAGGGAAUAUCCCCACGUCUCUGGAGAGUGCAGACAACAAGCAAAACAUUGUGACCAGACAACUUUAAGCACUAGCGGACACUGAAAAAAGCAACAACCAGACGGGACAUUGAACAAAUUCUGAGAAGCAGAGACGAAAGCUGCUGUAAUAUGUCAGUAAACAAACCCUCAAAGAGUUGAGACUGGACUUAAAAGAGAGUAAGUUGUGACCCGAAAUGAUUGCCUUAAUUACACAUAUAUAAAUGUAUGGAGUGAUGAUACUAAGAGACUUAUAGAAGUUUAAAGAUGUUUUCUUUUCAUGUGAAAAAGUGUCUUGUAAGGAACAGAUGUGAAUAUUUUAUUAUGAUAGAGAUGUUUGGUUGUAAUGUCGACAUUAUGUUUUAGCUGGGUCGGCGUUGUAGGCAUCAUUGGUUCUUAAAUGGUAUUGGCUCUCUGCUUUUAUGCAGCCAGCACUGCAAACUUCUUUUUCUUGUUUCAUAUUGUCAACACAACAAGGCUGGCCUGAGUUGCUGGCAACAAAAAUCUUGAUUUAUAUUCAUAACAAUAAAAUAUUCUCAUUUAGAAGAUGUAUAAAGUUAUGGGAGAGAACGCAGCACACUGAAACACACCGGAAGAGUAUUUUCUUUCAUCAAGAUCCACUUACACUAAAGCAAAGAUGUCAGUCACAUAAACACCUGUCAUAAAUAUCUGCCACAUUCACUUUCUAUCACGGUGAUACAGCAGAUGAAACUCUGCGAGCUCUCACCUUCCGGUCUAUUAACAAGAUAUAGUACCUAACUUUUUAUUUUAUUUAUUUUCUCAGAUGCAAAUUUGAAGCUGACCAGCUGCUUUACUGAUAUGUUUCACUCUGAAUUUACUGUAUGCAAAAGUAACAUGAACAUGUGUUAUAUAUUUUUUUAAACCUAGCCUUGAUAAUUACAUAACCAAAGGUGAACCCUGAAUUUAUUGUACGUUGUGGACUUCUGAAAAACGUUGUGAUAUAGAUGCACUCCGAAUAGGAGGGGGAUAAAAAAGAAAUGUACCGGUAAAUAUCAGACGUUUCUACAUGUGUGUCCGAAGAUGUGAUGCAGGUGGAGUACUUUUUUUUUUUACUUUCUUUGACUGUUAUGACCAUCAACCACAAGAAUCUAUGUUUGGUUUGUUGAAAACAUGAUACAAUCACAUUCCUCAUGUUGUUACUGAUGCUGCUCAGACAUUCUUCAUUGCUGUUAAUUUUUUUAUUCUUUUGCAUUUUCUUUUUAUUUUAUUUUGCAUAGUAGAUCAUGAGUUUGUUGGUCUCUGUGUAGUUUUGUCUGAAAACCAUUGAACUUAGUUAUGUCUCUUAGACAUGCAAUGUUGCCUGUGAAUAAAAUGAUUAGAAGAGUCUGCUGCCCUGCCAGCAGUAGUAAGUAACAGGUCAUAUUUUUAUGAAGACAGUGUUUUAUUUCCCUAUAUUUUCCUAUUCCAUGCAGUGUUAGCUACUAUGGCUCCUAAAAGCUUGAAUUUAGACUUCUUAAAUUUAGUGUUUUCUAAAAAAAAAAAAAAAAAAAUCCAAAGGUCACAUUGCUGCUCUUUCUGAAAAUUUGGAUUUUUACCUGCCUCUUAAAUUGCAUCACUCAGAAAAAAAAAAAAAAAAAACGUUUACUGAAUGUUUCCUUAGUGUCUGGAAGCUUGUAACCAAGAAUUUGUUUUAAAAUAAUUGUUAAGUAGUUUACAAAGGAAUCCCAUUUAACUGAGGAUGAGCCCAAGUAUUGGAUCUACGUCCCGAUUAAAGUAUUUUUAGAUGAUUAUUUUCAGACGAGUCUCUGGCUAAACUUAGCUUCUGAUCCCAGUUGUUGGUGUUCUGUCUGUCAUUUUGUCAACUUUGCCUAUAGUUAGCUAGAAACAGGCAACAAUGUAUUGAUCAUGCACAUUUUCUGGGAUUUGCCGAGUUGUUCAGAGAGGAAGAGAGACUACUAGGUCUGAUGCUAGUACCAGUUUAAACUAGCAAAGUACCACCAUCCCAGAGCCAAGUCAGAGCUAUGUCAAUAUGUCAUUACAAAUGUCUCAUCCAGUUAGUAUUUGAUCCUUACCCUGUUUUAGUCUGUUUUUUCUUAAGAAUCAUAGUGCACAAAUAAAAUUAUUUAUCCCAAUAUCUUUCAAAUAGAGACCCUAAUAUCAUUCCCUUAGCCAAUUACCAUCGUGUUCAACAGCCAGCAGUGCUUUACAAUCCUAUUUACCUGAUCUUCUAUCCACACCAGGAGGUAGAAAACAUUAAAAUACUCUUAAAGAAAGUUUUAUUGGCACUGUCUGGAGAAUAAAAGAUCAAAAGUGUAAAAGAAAUUCAGUCACAAAUAGCGGUAAUGGUUUCAGCCUGAAAUAGUCAGCUGUAAGCGCAGCUCUUUGCAGACCUACUUAAACAUUGUGAUGGGUAAUUUCAGUUAGAACAGUCAGAAAUAAGCCUAGUAGACUGUUUUAUUUUGAUGGUAAUCAAACAUUAUUUAAUUUUAAAGCACAGUGGUCUUACAGUUUGUUUAUUUUAAAUUGGACCGAGCAAAAUUAAACCCCUGAGUUGUAAUCUGGUGCUGAUUUUUUAUUGGCUGCUGUUUCUGAUGAGUCCAUCCCUAGUUUCUUGCAGUAGCUGUUAUUUUCUCUCUUUCAGCUGCAAACUGCUUUUUUCAGGGCCAGGGGUAGAGUUUGUCUCUUUGGAAACACAAAGAACUGAUGCUUACUAAGACCCUUGUACCAGUCUGGUGGAAAACGCCCCAUAGAGCACAGCUAAAAAAAAAAAAAAACACUGCUCUUUAAAUUUGACUAAAUUCAAAACAUUGAGUAUAUUAAACAGAACAACAACUCUCUCUGUAGUUUUUGUUUGCACACAGUCACCUGUAUGUUUGCUGAAAUGAACUGAACUAUCAAUAAGUCAGUUCAAAACACAGAAUCAUGCUAGAAUUAGCCUAACAGAGCAGCAAGAAACUAGAGGUGAGUUUUUUGAAGACAAAAGCUGCAUGUGGGCAGUCAGACAUACACAAAUAGUAAAGGUAAAUGAUUUUUUGGUGAUAUAGUAUGUCAUCAAAUUAUAGCUUUUUGGACCUAGUUAGCCCCCAUAUAGGAGCAAUGUGUUCAGACUUUCCUGCAGAAACUCUUGUUGGGAUAAAAUAUCUGUAACUGUAAUUUAAUCUGAAACAGCAGUAAACAAACCUAAAUGAUUCUAAGAUAAUGUGUGUAGGCUAAAGAUUAAGAAUGCUAAAGCUUUUUAAAACUUGAAACUUUGGGGUAAUUGUGUCCCCAAGUUUGCAUUAAAGAGAACAAUUUAAAUUUUUUUAUAGAAAAUGGAUUUUGCUCAGGCUAAUUCAGCAUGUGCUCACAUAUGAAAUGACUUGAAAGUUGAAAAGAUUUACCAUAAAACAGACGAAUUGGUUCAUUCGAAAUUUUUUGUCAUCUUCAGGUAAAUCAAACAAAGCUUUGUUGACCAAAAGUUUAACAAUAACUCUUAACAUAAAUGUAGUAUAUAGAAAAAUACUUUGGUAUAUGUUUCCCAUGGGAAUUCUCAGAACUCCAACUAAUAGUAGCAAAUAAGACGCAGUUUUUAGGGGACAGUGUGGCCAGUACUGUAUUCACCAUUCAAGAGUGUGGAGCACAAACAUAGCAAUACACAGAUAGCAACAUACUUACUUUAAUGCUACUGUGCACGGCAUUGAUUAGAUACACUUAAAUUAUUUAUUUAAGUAUCAGGCUGGGACUCUACAUGGGCAACUGCCUAAUGUUUAAAGACUUAUGGAACAAAGUCUGGAUCAGGACAUCCCUAGCUUUACCUAGUCGUCACCUAGGGGUGUGGGUUGAUUGAUUUGGUACAUUUCAGCAGACCUAGUCAAGCUGCUUCCUAAAUACUAUUCUUUGAGUCAAAAUACCUAUUACAAGGUCAACUCCAUCCUGUCUGCUAAACAUAUUAGAAUAUGAGUGAUCCAACAUAAAUAAACAAUGUCAUUUUCUUGAAUGACAACAUAACCAGGAUGUGAAAAUAUGUUCAGAUUUGAUUUACUUCAACUGAUCUUGUCAGAUUAUGUGCCUUAAACAUAAGCUGUUUGACACCUGUACUGGCUCCAUAAAUCCCAUCUGCUCCAGGGACAGGGCAUAACCUGAGGAUUUAAAUCUGAACGUUAGCUCACCGGGUGCUCAGAGACCUUAAACGGUGAUAUCAAACCAACACUAAACUGUGCCUGGAAGCUACCUACUUAAAACAUCUUAAGGUACAAAUGAUUUAGCUAUAGCUUGAUAUCUGCACAGGGGGAAAUCCACCCAAAGAGUAAGAUGCCCAGAGGUUAGGAGAUGCAACAAGAACAUGAACAGCCUGGGAAUUGAUCCUUCAGUCAACCGGAACAAACAGUCUGGAAAGCCUCUAACUGAUUUCCUUUAUCUCUGAAUUAAAACAAUUUAUCAGGCUGUGGGGCUGCAGCGAUGCUGAUGCAUACUUCUGCUUUAAUAGGCAGUGGAGUUGUAACAAAGAGACAGGUCAUGUAAAGUCAUGCAGAGGAGACAGAGCAUCACAAAGGCUGAUAUUUACAGACUUAGUGCUGCAGGAGGCAAAAGCAUAUGGAGCUAUAUUAAAUAAGAGAUAAUUGUCAAGGAUAUCUUAUGAGCUGAAAAUCAAUAUUUUGCCAGUACUGCUAAAUCAUUGGUGUAAUAAUUACUUAUAAUUGGUGUGAUUCAGCAAAGAAGCAAACAAGGUGUGGAGGUUGAGAGGUGAACAGGUUAAAUUUGAAGGACCAUUAGAUGAUGACUUAAUAAUAAAGUUAAUUAAGAAAAAAAAAGACAUCCUGAUGAGUGUUGAUCUACCAAUUAGGCUCAUGAAUAGAGAGAAAAGUGACAUUUUCAAUGUCUAGAAAUGCCUAAAUUUAAUUAACUACUUAGAAAAAUUUAACAAAGCAAUUCUGUCUCUUCCUUAAAUACAACCUACUUUCUCUUUGACCACAAAAUAUCUCUAAUAAUGUGAAACAGAUGCUCUGUGCCCAGAAAUAAAUUGUAAUACAAGCUUCUUAAAUGUAACUUUUGAUAUUGUCAUCGAAAAAAUUAUUUAUAGGAUCCUUCAGUGUUAUUUAAAUGUUAAAGGAAACAAUCCAAACUGUCAUUACGAUAAAAACAAAAAUCAAAAUUAGCCUAAAUGAUUAGAAACAUGGCAAAUCAUGUGGAAAAUGUAACUUUUUAACCAAAAUGUUAAACAUGUGCUUCAUAAUGUGAUCAGUUUAUGUGGCCAUUUACUAUUAGUGAGCUUUGGAGCAACAUAAAGAAUACAAAGUGGCUAAAUGUGAUAUAUUUUCUUCCUACACAGCCAGUCCUGUCCUGAAAGCUCUCAAACACCUUACUAUUGAUAUUCUCUACAUCUACAGAGCGAAAGUACAGAAUUAGUCUGAGGAUAAAAACUAAUGUAACAGCCUCAGAGAAAUGUUCUGUCUUAACCUCAGAAUGAAAUCACAUCUGUCUGAAAAGUCCUGCGGAAGUGCUAAACAAUGAUGCAGUUUGAAUUUGUAAUGGAGUGUUGGUUCGCAAUACUGUUUGAUAGGAAGCAUUUCAGAAUGUUUCCAUUUCAGUCCUGCAGAGCAGAGUCACUGCUGCAAACACUGUGAGGAGGCUGUCAGACAGAAAAAGGAAAUAUUUGUAAAAUGACUGGAUACAUGCAUUUAAUCUGAAAUAAUGUGAAAAAAUAAAUUAUUACUGUUUAACAGAAAAUAAAUUGAAUGAAAGGCCUAAUGUUAAAGCAUCAGUCACGUAGGAUAUUUUCUUCGGAAUGUGUUUGAAGUUGUAUGGAGUAAGAAGGUCACUUAUGCUGCAGAGUGCCACAUUUUUAUGAACUGAUUGAAACGGUGAAUGUUAGGUGUGGUUUAAAACAAAAAUGAAGCUACAAAAACAGAAGCAUAUCUUAUCACUCCACCUGUCCUCAGCCCGUGAGUCUAAAUAGCUUCAGUUCGUGCCCUAAAUGAAUGAAAUUGUGAAGUAAAUUAAUUACACUGACCUCCUUUUAUCAAGCUUUGAGAUUUCACUUUCAAAAUAAUAGUGAAUCCAAUGAGUUUCUCUUUGUGGAUGAGAAUAAAGCGACUAUCCAUUAUUAAUCCACCAGUCUAAGAAAAGGUAGAAAAAUCAACUGCUUGCUGACUGAGAAAAUUAUGUUUUUAUUUUCUCUCUAAACUGACUAAACUGAGCCUCUAAAUGUGGGUCAAAUAAGAGCAACUAGAAUACAAAUUUACAAACUUUAACUAAAAAAUGGACAGAGCCAUGAGUUUCAACACUAAUAAUCACACUAAAAACAAUACAUUUAGAAGGCAGUUUGGUCAAAUGUCUUUAUAAAGUAUUGUUACUCCUUUAACCUUUACUGUGUGUCACAUUAUAGUGUGUCACUAUAAACCUUUUAAUAUUUGUUUUUUAUUGUGACAGACCAACACAAAGCAGCACCAAAUCCUUGCUGAAAUGAACAAGUAACAUUGUUUCUAAACUUUUUACACAUAAAAAUCUUAAAAGUGUUUUGUACAUACAUAUUCACCCCCCUUCGGUCAUAACCCUGUAUAACCACCUUUUGCUGCAAUUGGAGCUGCAAGUAUUUAGGGGUAUGUGUGACAGUGUUGCACAUCUAGAGAGUUGGAUUUUGUCCAUUAUUCCCAGCCAAAUAGUUAAAAUUCUGUCAAAUUAGUCUGUGCACAUCCAUUUUCAAGUCUUUUCCUGAAUUAGAUUUAUAACUGGAAUUUGGUUGGGCCAUUGUAAUACAUGAAUAUGCCUUGACCUAAACUAGUGCAUUUGGCCUCUGGCUGAAUAUUUAGAGUUGUUGUCCUUUCGGCACCCAGUCUUCUGCAGCCUCUAACUGGUUUUCUUUUGGGAUUAUCCUGUAUGUUUCUUCUUUCAUCUUCCCAUCAACUCUGACUAGAAUCCCCACAGCAUGACACUGCCACCAUCAUUUUUCACUGUGGGAAACCAAGACAGAAACUCAUGGGAAAAUAGUUGCAGUUGGUUCUAAAUGCAUGCCAGUCUUUUCAGAUUUGAUAUGUAAAAAAAAUGGAAGACCAUGGAUCUGUUUCCUUCCACCUAAAAACAAAUAACUUUUUGUUGGUCUGACACAGGAAAUAUAUUAAAGUUUGAUGUUGCAAUGCGACAAACUGUGAAAACAUCAAGGAGUUUUAAUACUUUUAUAUUCACAAUACGUUUUGCAUUUAGUUUUUUUUCUUUAGCUGUGAGAUUUGUUUAUGUGCAUAUGUGCUGUUGGAACUGCAACAGAUAUUGCUUUCAUUUAAUUGUUUCAUUUACGCAUUUACAGAAUGAGAGCUUGAUGAAGGAGGGCUGAUGUAUGUAAAUGAUAGAAAGCUGCACACAAACAGAGUAAACACAAAUGAACAAUAUAUAUUUUUAUUUUUCAAACCGAAAGAGAAAAAUAAUGGGACAAACAAACCGAUAAUCAUCGCUUUUCUAUGCAAGUUAGCACAGUUUGGUCAGCCAAGGCUACAGUCAUAUUUACACAGCAUAUCUAUCAUCAUUAACAAUGAUUCUCAUGGUAAUUUUUCCUGCCCAGUAGUAAACUGUUCUUUAAGAGUCAGCUGUAAGUGUUUUGUGAUGGGAAUUAUAUCAGUUUUUGGGGACAGUAGAGGAGGUGGGUGCAUUUAGUGUUUGUGUUCCUGCUUCACCUGCGUGUAUACCUAUUAUUCAAACUGCUCAUUUUCCACCAUCACUCAUAAUAGCGUAAAGAUAUCAUCAAUCAGCAAAGGAAAAACAACAAGUGACUAUUAAUGAACAUGUAAAAUACUUCUACAGUUCAGGUGUUGAGAAAUAUCCACGUGAGUUUUGGCUAGCCUUGCUUUUAUUCUGCAUGAUGCUUUGUUUUGAGAAAUAUGCAUUCUAACCCAAGGUAUGUUUGUAUUCUUUUCCAAUGAGGGUGCUCCUCUUCUUCCCUUUCUCUGUAUGUUUGGAGCUCGCCACUUCUGACCUUAAUUCUCCUGUUUUGUUUCCUUAGUUUUUCUUUGUUUUAUUUUAUUAUUGUUUGUGGGUAAACCUUCCAACUUCUGGAUUUUCUACAUUCAUAACAUUUUGUAGACAGCAAUAUGAGAUGUGAUUGAAAAUGGAAUAUGUGCAAUGUUGAUUAAAGAAAAAUAUAAUAUAUUCAAUAAAAAUUCAGAAAACAAA